Messenger RNA from Lipotes vexillifer (Yangtze River dolphin), 1485 nucleotides. It is a transcript of the gene ENTPD8, whose product is annotated as ectonucleoside triphosphate diphosphohydrolase 8. Gene Ontology annotation, molecular function: GDP phosphatase activity; ribonucleoside triphosphate phosphatase activity; UDP phosphatase activity. Gene Ontology annotation, cellular component: plasma membrane. The record is from RefSeq and is a predicted model, not a curated record. The coding region runs from base 1 to 1485 and encodes 494 amino acids. The transcript is spliced from 9 exons. Gene Ontology annotation, biological process: nucleoside diphosphate catabolic process. NCBI's taxonomy places the organism in Eukaryota, Metazoa, Chordata, Mammalia, Artiodactyla, Lipotidae.
AUGGGGCUGACAUGGAAGGAACGGACCUUCACAGCCCUGCUGGGGGCUGCAGUGGUCUCAGGCCUCACCACGCUCAUUCUCUUCCUGGUGGAGGCCACCAACGUCCUCCUGCCCGCAGACACCAAGUUCGGGAUCGUGUUCGACGCUGGGUCCUCCCACACAUCACUCUUCGUGUAUCAGUGGCUGGCAAGCAAGGAGAAUGACACAGGUGUGGUCAGCCAGGCCCUGGCCUGCCAGGUGAAAGGGCCCGGCAUCUCUUCCUACGCCUCUGACCCCGCACAGGCCGGCGAGAGCCUGCAGGGCUGCCUGGAGGAGGCGCUGGCACUGAUCCCAAAGGCCAAGCAUCAGCAAACGCCCAUGUUCCUGGGGGCCACAGGUGGCAUGAGGCUGCUCAGCCAGAAGAACAGCUCUCAGGCGGAGGACGUCUUCGCAGCAGUCAGCCAGGUCCUGAGCCGGUCUCCCGUGGACUUCUGGGGCGCUGAGCUCCUGGCUGGGCAGGACGAAGGGGCCUUAGGUUGGGUCACCAUCAACUACGUCCUGGGCCUGCUGGUGCAGUACUCCUUCUCCGGAGAAUGGAUCCAGCCUCUGGAGGGGACGUUGGUGGGCGCCCUGGACAUGGGUGGGGCCUCCACCCAGAUCACCUUUGUGCCUGGAGGCCCCAUCCUGGACACCACCACCCAGGCCACCUUCCGCCUCUAUGGCACAGAACACAGCGUCUACACCCACAGCUACCUGUGCUUUGGGCGCGACCAGAUGCUGAACCGGCUCCUGGCCGGGCUGGUGCAGAGCAGCCCGGGCCUCCUGGUGCGUCACCCCUGCUACCACAGCGGCUACCGGGGCACGCUGGCCCUGGCCCCCCUGUACGGGUCGCCCUGUGUCCAGGCCGCAGCCCCCCGAGACCUCGGCCAGAACCUCAUUGUGGAGGGGACGGGGAACCCCGGGGCCUGUGUCGCCGCCAUCCGGGGUCUCUUCAACUUCUCCAGCUGUGACGGCCGAGGAGACUGCGCCUUCGACGGGGUCUACCAGCCCCCCGUGCGGGGCCAGUUCUAUGCCUUCUCCAACUUCCACCACGCCUUCCACUUCCUGAACCUCAGCUCCAGGCCACCGCUGGCCACGGCCAAUGCCACCGUCUGGGAGUUCUGCCAGAGGCCCUGGAAGCUGGUGGAGGCGAGCUCGCCCGGGCAGGACCGCCAGCUGCGCGACUACUGUGCCUCGGGGCUGUACAUCCUCACACUCCUGCUCGAGGGCUACGGGUUCAGCCAGGAGACCUGGGGCGGCAUCGAGUUCCGCAAGCAGGCCGGUGGCACCGACAUCGGCUGGACACUGGGCUACAUGCUGAACCUGACCAGCUUGAUCCCAGCCGAGGCGCCCGCCCAGUGGCGGGCACAGAGCUAUGGCGUCUGGGUGGCCGGAGUCGUCUUUUUGGUGUUGACCCUCACGGCCAUUCUCGGGGCCACUGUGGUGCAGCUCUGGCUCCGGGACUAG